This is a messenger RNA of Musa acuminata AAA Group (dessert banana), 471 nucleotides long. RefSeq names its product probable E3 ubiquitin-protein ligase ATL44. The transcript has a single exon. Lineage: Eukaryota; Viridiplantae; Streptophyta; Magnoliopsida; Zingiberales; Musaceae. The record is from RefSeq and is a predicted model, not a curated record. Bases 1 to 471 code for a protein of 156 amino acids.
AUGAACGCCGUCAUUCUUGCCGCCGCAGCGUCUCUGUUACUCGGCAUCGGCGGAUUGGUGCUCAUCCAAUUCUGCAUCGUCCGGAGGGCGAUCAGAAGAGGCUUCUUAGGUUUCGGAGCCACAGCCGGACCUUCCGACGAUGCAUGCGACGGCCUGCCGCCGCAACUCCUAGAGAGGCUCCCUCGUUACGACUUCAAAGUAGGAUGCGGAGCCGAGUGCGCCGUGUGCCUGGAGAGCUUGGAGGUGGGCGACGUCUGCAGGUUGCUGCCGGCAUGCAUGCAUGCUUUCCAUGCCCGAUGCGUGGACUGCUGGCUGCUGCAGAAACCAAUCUGCCCGACCUGCCGGACGUCGGCUGCCCCCGGAGGGGCGGCGGUCGUGGCAGAGGUCGGCGGCAUGAGGAGUUCGGAUCCCAAGUUCGAUCUGCCAGGAUCUGUCACUUCAGAUUCCAAGUUCAUGUUUGGAGCUCUCUAA